AUGGGUAAACGUUCUUCACCGCCACUAUACAUUAAGCUUCCUGAGCAUUCAAGCUUUUUUAACCACAUGUCAAAGAAACCAAAAAUCAUUAUUCCUGAUAUAUUACCCGACGGAUCACCAUUGCCGUCGCCUACUAAGAGCGAAGAAACAUUCGAAAAAGAACUCGAUCGAGCCCGAAAAGAAUUCAAGCAAUUUAAUAAGGAUCUCGACGAGAUAUCUCGGUCUGUUGAAAAAUUGGUUCAAGAGGCGCCGGAGUGGUUCGCGGGAAUAGAAGAGAUAAAAAAGAAACAAGAUAAUGUCGAAGAAUGCAUCACAGCGACACAAGAAAAAAUCUUUGAAAAUGAACAUCGUCUAAAGAAACUGCAGACUUUACAAUACGAAGCAAACGAGGAUAUAAAUAAUGAUUUGAAGCAAAUUCAAGAGCAACUCAAUGAGCUACUGGAGAAACAUCGAACAUCACACGCAAAUGUUCAAAAUCUUGAUCAGAAUCAAUUAAGAACUACCGAACAACUUGAUUUAAUGCUACAAGCAAUACAUGAGUAUGCACGUUUAAUCGAGGAAUGUAGCGCUACAAUUAAACAUUUCGAUGAUAUUGGAUCUCCAAUUAAAUAUGAGUCUUUGGAUUUGUCUCCGUUUAAACGAGAGGGCAAUUCAUAUUUCGAAGAACACAUUUAUCGCGCAAGUCGUGCGACAACCCCCAAUGGAAGUUUACCCACUUCACGAUCUACGUCACCAAUAUUUUUUACAAAUUCUGGUGCAAGUACACCUGCUAUCCCAUCCGUUCAAUCAUCUGAUCCAUCUUCUCCAUUAUCCCCUACUGAUCCACCAUCCACUUCACCACAGCCAAUACAUCCACUUCCCUACUAUCAAUUAAGACAUCAACAACUUUUGUUAUUGGGAAUGCGUCGAGCAGCUGUAGGACUGAAGUUUUUACUGUAUGCUAAACAGUUGAAUGAUUUGAAGAAUGGUCAUCCGGAGAUUGAUUGUGAUUUGGAUGUUGAUUUAUUUGGUGACUCGCUGGAUGAGCGCUCUUUUUCGAGUUAUGCUACAUACACAAAAACUGCCGUGUUCAACAGUAAAGAUUGUGAUUAUAGUAGCAGUGAUACUGAUAGCACGAAAACGAGUAGUGACGAUAGCAUAAAUAAUUGUGAUAGUAACGAUAAUAACAAUAGUAGCAACAAUAGCAACAAUCAUGCUGGAGGAGGAAGAGUCAGUUUCACAAUAAGGAAACGACCACACAUAUUUCAUUCUUAUGAUCUACUAAGAUUUGACAAGAGAAAUAUUGUUAAACAACAGCAAAGUUGA
Molecule: messenger RNA, 1305 nt
Organism: Ambispora leptoticha
Lineage: Eukaryota; Fungi; Glomeromycota; Glomeromycetes; Archaeosporales; Ambisporaceae
Source: the annotation of a GenBank genome assembly